Molecule: messenger RNA, 260 nt
Organism: Symbiodinium natans
Lineage: Eukaryota; Dinophyceae; Suessiales; Symbiodiniaceae
Source: the annotation of a GenBank genome assembly
GCCAGUGGUGUUUGACGGCCACGAUUUGGUUCAAGGAGACUGUGACCUGCGUGGAUAGCACCGUGGCAGACCUCUUGGACGAGCCCGGGCAGCCAGGGCAGCCUUAUCUGUCCGUGGAGCACCCCGAUGGCAUCCUACAUGGCCCGAGCUGGUCCGUGGUGCCGGUCACGGACUUCGACGGAGAAUACCUCCCGAAGGGUCCGAUUGAAGCUGCGAUGCACACCACGGAAACCUUAGCAGAUGCGAAAACAGUUGCUUGA